This is a messenger RNA of Laccaria bicolor S238N-H82, 381 nucleotides long. RefSeq lists its product as uncharacterized. Bases 1 to 381 code for a protein of 126 amino acids. Lineage: Eukaryota; Fungi; Basidiomycota; Agaricomycetes; Agaricales; Hydnangiaceae. The record is from RefSeq and is a predicted model, not a curated record. The transcript has 2 exons.
AUGAGGACACACAACGUCGCCACCGACCACCCACGACCAUUGACGAGCGCCCAGGAGGUGAAGACGACGUGGCAGGUGUGCCACGUCAUCCAGACGGUGACGACGCAUGCCAUCGUCACUGUCCAAGCUGAUCAGGGGCCACGUCGCUGUCUGCGACGUGGCAACAAUUCGACGACACGACACAACAACAACAGGGCACGACCACAACAGAACGACACCACUGGGGACGAGGACGGUGCCACGUCACGACGCAACCACGACCGCCCACCGACAAAGUUGAGUGCCCACCAACAUCAACGACCGACCGCCCACAAAGGUGAACGACCCCCCACAAAGACAAGUGCCCAUGACACGACAACAACCAAAUCCGCCCACCCAUGA